Messenger RNA from Gamsiella multidivaricata, 1129 nucleotides. RefSeq lists its product as uncharacterized. The record is from RefSeq and is a predicted model, not a curated record. Gene Ontology annotation, biological process: succinate metabolic process; mitochondrial respiratory chain complex II assembly. The transcript has a single exon. Gene Ontology annotation, cellular component: mitochondrial intermembrane space; mitochondrion. Lineage: Eukaryota; Fungi; Mortierellomycota; Mortierellomycetes; Mortierellales; Mortierellaceae. The coding region runs from base 445 to 1074 and encodes 209 amino acids.
UGGUCCUAUUGCUUUAUUUUAUCACUCCUCCACCCCCAUCCACAUCGUUUGACCCCUCGGCAAACACAUCGUAUCUCUUUUGCCACCAAUUUUUUUUAUCUCGCAGCCAGCCUGUGAGCACCAUUCCACUCGAGUCCACUCCGUCUUCGCAUCCACCGAGCCGGAAGGGGAUGCAUCAUAAAGCCAGCCAUGAACAUUCACUCUUCAUUCCUCCAUUCCCUUCCUAACAAACACUUCCAGAGAGCGGGUGGGUGCUUGGCCGCGACUUUACCAGCCAGGACAGGGGCAUGUGCGUGGCUGCACCGCCCCGGGGGGGCAAAGUCCAUCACGUGGCAUCCAUAACCUCCGAAAGGCCCUCCCUCCACACCCCCCUUCCAAUGUACGGUUCCUUCCUUCCUCCUUCCUCCUUCCAUCCGAUCCCUUCUCCGCACAAAAAGAAUCAGCAUGUCCCCCCAAAAGGCGCUCAUCCCGCCCCUCCAGCUCUACCGACAGAUCCUCCGUGCCCACCGAGUCCAUCUCCCCCCACAAUUCCGAAUCCUCGGCGACGGCUACGUCAAGGCAGAAUUCCACCGCCACAAGGACGUCGACAACCCCCUCUACAUCGUCGGCUUCCUCGAGCAGUGGCAGGAAUAUCUCGACCACAUCAUUUCCGCCUCCCCCAACUCCCAACAGGACCAGCACCAGAACCAGAGCCACUCUCAUACUACUCAUACUCAAACAUCAUCUCCAGCAGCAGCAGCAGCAACAGCACCCUCAGCACACCCCACCUCAGUAUCCUCCGCCGAAUCAGCCCGUGAAUCCACUCUCCAGCGCCUAGUCGCCCAGGGCCAACUCUUUGGCAAGAAGCUCAACCCGGCGCUUCUCGAUAAGAUGACAGAUCAGCAGCUCGGACAGCUCUACGAGCUGCGCAAGGAGACCAGGGGCCUCCAGACCCCUCAGGAGCUCGAGGAACUUGCCAAGGAAGAGGCACAGCUUCUCGAGAAGGUCGCUGCCACCCUCCCGGCCUCUGUGCUCUCACCCGUUGCUUCUUCUUCUUCCUCUUCCUCGUCCUCGUCCUCGUCCGCUUCAAAUUGAGCAACAAACAUAUCCAUAGAGUCAUUUGGCAUAAAUUCCCGUGUAUGUACACUCC